Molecule: messenger RNA, 2096 nt
Organism: Sinocyclocheilus grahami
Lineage: Eukaryota; Metazoa; Chordata; Actinopteri; Cypriniformes; Cyprinidae
Product: nocturnin
Exons: 3
Coding region: 405-1676 (423 amino acids)
Biological process (GO): circadian rhythm
Molecular function (GO): poly(A)-specific ribonuclease activity
Source: RefSeq, a predicted model, not a curated record
CAUUCAUUGUUGUGUAGGUGAACAUCGCGUGAAAACAUGUUGCCUUUUUUGUAUUUUUGUACAUAUUUUUUAGAUUAGUUUGAAAUGCUGAAAUCCUGAGUGUAGUCGUAAUAUUUCAUAUAGAGAAUAUCUUAAUACAUUAUGCUAUUUUAUUAGUGCAUGAAAACCUAAUCUACUGAACUCCCCUAUCAAGACGUGUCACCCUGGAAUAUGAGGAAACUUCUACCGGCAUUUUUCCAUACAAUUAAAAGACAACGAAACAUGUCUAAGUAGUGUCAAAAAUGGCUUUUACAAGUGUUAUAUAGGUUUGUAAACUUAUUUCUUGCUAAGCCAUACUUAAAGCCAUAGCUUGGCUUUUAUCAGUUUAAACUGCGGUUCGAAGGACUGUCGAUCGAAGAAGAACAAUGUAUCCGGCCCGGCGCUGUUCAUCGCGGCUUCACCGAGACCUGGCCGCUGUCUGUCGCUCAUCACUGGGGACACAUCCAAAGAAGUCCGGUCCGCUGAAGAAAAGCAGUCCUCCUCCAACAAGGUCCAACUCUUCAGCCGUUCUGCUCAGUUCUUUACAAGGUAAUUUAAGAUUUCGUCCCGCAUUCUUUCCGUUUCUAGACAGAAGUGUGGAUACUGAUGACUACGAGUAUGAGCAGGCUGACCCAAAUGCGCUGUUGCGUGAAUGCGAGGAGGUUUUGAGGAACCGGCCUCCUCGACUGCACCGAGACUUUAUGAUGACCAGAGCCUGCUCACUGCAGAACGCACCCAUCCGCGUCAUGCAGUGGAACAUCUUAGCACAAGCUCUGGGUGAAGGCAAGGACGGUUUUGUGCGCUGCCCAAUGGAGGCAUUGAACUGGUCAGAGAGGAAGUAUCUCAUUCUGGAAGAGAUCCUGACCUACAGGCCAGAUGUGUUGUGUCUACAGGAGGUGGACCACUACUUUGACACCUUCCAACCUGUGCUCGCCAGCUUGGGCUACCAGAGCAGCUUCUGCCCCAAGCCAUGCUCCCCCUGCCUGGAGGUUCACAAUAACAACGGCCCUGACGGCUGCGCUCUGUUCUUCAACCGCCGUCGCUUCCAGCUGCUCCACACCUCUCACCUCAGACUCUCUGCCAUGUUGCUCAAAACCAACCAGGUUGCUAUCGUGGCUACGCUUCGCUGCAGGUUCACAGGUCGAGUCUUCUGCGUGGCAGUUACACACUUGAAAGCGCGGAGCGGCUGGGAGGUGUUUCGAAGUGCACAGGGGGCUCACCUCCUCCAGCAGCUCUGUGAACUAACCACACAGUCGCACCCGGAGAUGGAUGAUGAAAACCGGACUAGGGUUGGGGAAACUGAAGAUGGUAUUCCGUUGGUGGUAUGUGGGGAUUUUAACGCGGAACCAAGUGAGGAAGUGUACAGGCGCUUUAUGACUUCUCCUCUGGGGCUAGAUAGUGCUUACAAGUGUCUAAGUGAGGAUGGGAACACAGAGCCGCCCUACACCACCUGGAAGAUCCGGCCCAGCGGAGAGAGCUGCUCUACCUUGGACUACAUUUGGUACUCAGAAAGAGCGUUCCAGGUGGACGCUGUGCUAAAGAUACCGAGCGAAGAGCAGAUCGGGCCGGACCGGCUUCCGUCUUAUCAUUAUCCCUCUGAUCAUCUGUCACUGGUGUGUGACCUAAGAUUUAGUCAGCAGCCUCAUAGGUUCAUGUAGCUGUCAAUCAUUAGUGCUCUCAAAUAGGGAUCCAGAGCAGCUUAGGACAUUCCUAGAAGUAUGUGUGCCCAUGUCUGAAUGUGAGAAUGCAUUAUUGCAAAGAAUGUAUCAUUUUAUUCACCUAUUUUUACCUGCUUAUAUAGGUCUUAAUGCACCUCUUUGCUUAUUAUUUUCCUUGAUGGAGAUUAAUUAUUAUUAUGCUCUCAUUGUUUGUUAAACAGAGGUUGUGCAAUAUAUAGUAAUUUAUUAAGUGCUAAAGGAUGAUCUCAGGAAGACGCACAUUCUCGAUUAAAAGGUUCCACAAGUGGAAAGAUGUUUAUAUUUAUACUGACUGUAUACUUUUUUUUCUUUAAGUAACACUGUAAUCAUUGAUAUGUUUGCCAUUGACCAGUAAUCUCUCAAUACACCAGUUUAUUUAAA